This is a messenger RNA of Glossina fuscipes, 572 nucleotides long. Its product is annotated as DNA-directed RNA polymerases I, II, and III subunit RPABC2-like. The coding region runs from base 104 to 499 and encodes 131 amino acids. The transcript has 2 exons. Gene Ontology annotation, cellular component: RNA polymerase III complex; RNA polymerase I complex; nucleus. Gene Ontology annotation, molecular function: DNA binding; DNA-directed RNA polymerase activity. Gene Ontology annotation, biological process: DNA-templated transcription. The record is from RefSeq and is a predicted model, not a curated record. Lineage: Eukaryota; Metazoa; Arthropoda; Insecta; Diptera; Glossinidae.
AACAAUUAAUUCUUUACUGAAGUGUGAGAUUUACACAGAAAAACGAUUCUGCAGUUUUAUAUUGCUUCACUGGAAAUAAAUUCGAUUUGAUAACUUAAAAAUUAUGGAUGACGGAGAUUAUGAUAACGAGGAUGUUGGUGGUGAUGAUUUUGACGAUGUUGACGAAGAGGACAACAUUGAUGAUAUCAAUCCGGAAGAAGAAGUGGAUAAUAUUGAAAUGAUAGUUCCCGGAAAUGCGGGUGGGGGAGUGCCGAAAGCAAAAAGAAUAACUACAAAAUAUAUGACAAAGUACGAGCGAGCGCGUGUACUAGGUACAAGAGCUUUGCAAAUAGCUAUGUGCGCUCCAAUUAUGGUUGAAUUGGAAGGCGAGACAGAUCCCUUGCAAAUUGCUAUGAAAGAACUCAAACAAAAGAAGAUUCCCAUUAUUAUUAGGCGAUUUCUUCCCGAUCACUCGUAUGAAGACUGGAGCAUAGAUGAGCUAAUAAUAGUGGAUCAUUAAUAAGAACGUUCUGUGUAAUAUUAAAUUUUAAGCUGAAUAAAAGUAAAUAUUUUUAGAUAAAAAUUGAUUGAUC